This is a messenger RNA of Panthera uncia (snow leopard), 3011 nucleotides long. It is a transcript of the gene TCF3, whose product is annotated as transcription factor 3. The transcript is spliced from 18 exons. Bases 456 to 2354 code for a protein of 632 amino acids. Gene Ontology annotation, cellular component: transcription regulator complex. Gene Ontology annotation, biological process: regulation of transcription by RNA polymerase II; immunoglobulin V(D)J recombination. Gene Ontology annotation, molecular function: DNA-binding transcription factor activity, RNA polymerase II-specific; RNA polymerase II cis-regulatory region sequence-specific DNA binding; protein dimerization activity. NCBI's taxonomy places the organism in Eukaryota, Metazoa, Chordata, Mammalia, Carnivora, Felidae. The record is from RefSeq and is a predicted model, not a curated record.
UGUGGGGAGAGGGGCGGGUUCUGGCCUACUGGGGAAGGGACCACUCCCACCCUGCAUCCAGUUUAAAAUUUGCAAUCUGAUUCCCUGGUGGUCUUGGAGGGAGUUUAGGGAGUGUGUGUUUGCAGGUUCCCGACCCCCACCCCCACCAUCCUUCAGACUCCCUGAGGGCUCUGGGGAGAGGUCUCCAGGGGCCCAAACCCAGUCCUGCCUGCCCUGCCCCCACCCCCAGGGUCGUGAAGGGGCUCCUUCUGGGAAGACCCAAGCCCUCGGGGCCUUUAGAGGAAGGGCUUUUUAAAUAGCUCCCCCGUUCCCCAUCUGUCUGCCUCUUGUUUUGGUCACUCAGACCUCUUCUUUUUCUCUGUUUUUCUGUGCGUCUGUCUCCUCUGCUCUUGUAGGGCCGUCUCUAGGGCCGAGGUGCCCAUCCUGCCCCCUGAGCCCACCAUUGCCACUGGAGAAUGAACCAGCCACAGAGGAUGGCACCCGUGGGCACGGACAAGGAGCUCAGUGAUCUCCUGGACUUCAGCAUGAUGUUCCCGUUGCCGGGGGCCAGCGGCAAGGGCCGGCCCACCCCCCUGGCUGGUGCCCAGUUUGGAGGCUCAGGUCUCGAGGACCGACCCAGCUCGGGCUCCUGGGGCACCGGCGACCAGAACAGCUCCUCCUUUGACCCCAGCCGGGCCUACGGCGAAGGCACGCACUUCCCUGAGCCCCACGACAGCCUCUCUCCGUCCACAUUCCUGGGACCUGGGCUCACGGGCAAGGGCAGCGAGCGGAGCGCAUACACUGCCUUCGGUAGAGAUGCGGGUGUUGGCGGCCUGAGUCAGGCUGGCUUCCUGCCCAGCGAGCUGGCCCUCAGCAGCCCGGGGCCACUGUCCCCUUCGGGCACCAAGGGCGGCUCCCAGUAUUACUCCUACGCCGGCCACCCUCGGCGGAGAGCCGCGGAGAGCGGACUGGACACACAGCCCAAGAAGGUCCGGAAGGUGCCGCCAGGUCUCCCGUCUUCGGUGUACCCGUCCAGCUCAGGUGACGACUACGGCAGGGACACCGCCGCCUACCCACCCGCCAAGACCCCCGGCGGCACCUACCCUACCCCCUUCUACACGGCAGAUGGCAGCCUGCAGCCUUCGGCCGAGCUCUGGAAUCCCCCGGGCCAGGCGGGCUUCGGGCCCGUGCUGGGCGGGGGCUUCGGCGGCCUGCAGCCACACGAGCGCAUGGGCUACCAGCUGCACGGAGCGGAGGUGAACGGACGGCUGCCAGCGGUGCCCACCUUCUCCUUGGCCCCCGCAGCCGCCUACGGCAGCGCCCCCAGCCACACGCCCCCCGUCAGCGGGGCCGACGGCCUCCUGGGCUCCCGCGGGACGUCGGCCGGCAGCUCUGGGGACGCCCUCGGGAAGGCAUUGGCCUCGAUCUACUCCCCGGAUCACUCGAGCAAUAACUUCUCUUCCAGCCCCUCGACCCCCGUGGGCUCCCCUCAGGGCCUGGCAGGGACGUCUCAGUGGACCCGAACAGGAGCCCCCGGUGCCUUAUCGCCCAGCUACGAUGGGGGUCGUCACAGCCUGAACAAGGUAGAGGACCGCCUGGACGAGGCCAUCCACGUGCUGCGCAGUCACGCGGUGGGCACGGCAGCUGAUGGUCACGGGCUGCUGCCUGGCCACGGGGCCCUGGCCUCCGGCUUCCCCGGCCCCGUCCUGCCCCUGGGUGGGCGACACGCCAGCCUGGUGGGAGGCGGCCAUUCGGAAGAAACGCCCACAGGCGGCGGCAACCUCGCGCACAGCCACGUAGCCCUCCCCAGCCAGCCCGGCCCCCUCCCCGACCUCUCUCGGCCACCAGACUCCUACAGUGGACUCGGGCGCGCCAGUGCCGUCUCGGGUACCGGUGAGAUCAAACGGGAGGAGAAGGAGGACGAGGAGGACGCCUCAGUGGCUGACAACUCGGAAGAGGAGAAGAAGGAGUUGAAGCCCCCCCGGACUCGGACCAGCCCGGACGAGGACGAGGACGACCUUCUCCCCCCAGAGCAGAAGGCUGAGCGGGAGAAGGAGCGCCGGGUGGCCAAUAACGCUCGGGAGCGGCUGCGGGUCCGAGACAUCAAUGAGGCUUUUAAGGAGCUGGGGCGCAUGUGCCAGCUGCACCUCAACAGUGAGAAGCCCCAGACCAAACUGCUCAUCCUGCACCAGGCCGUGUCGGUCAUCCUGAACCUGGAGCAGCAGGUGCGAGAGCGUAACCUGAACCCCAAAGCGGCCUGCUUGAAGCGCAGAGAAGAGGAGAAGGUGUCGGGCGUGGUCGGAGACCCCCAGAUGGUGCUUUCGGCGGCCCACCCGGGCCUGAGUGAGCCCCACAACCCCGGCGGGCACAUGUGAGAGGGGCGCCGCGCGGGACAGAGUGCGGGACAGAGCGGGACGAGUGACCGGCCCACGCCCCGGCCCCGGGCGCGCCUGUGGUCGGCAUUGAGCCGGCACCGCCCCGGGGGGAGGGGGCAGGGGUGGGGGCGCCCCUCCCUGGCCUUGAGCCCCCCACCCCCGGGUCUCACGGCCUUGACACCUGGGGACUUACCUGACGGAUCCUGAAACUGCAGCCCAGGCCCGGCCCAAAGGGGCAGUUUUGUUUUGUUUUUUAUUUGUAAAGAAAACCAGAAAGUGAGCAAGAUAUACACUUUGUCAGAAGAGACAAAAAAUGCCUUAAGUCUAAAACGCGGGGGAGUCCGAACCUGCCGCUCGCCGGACGCGGAAGCUGCACAGACCGGCCGGUUCUGGACGAGCCGGCGAACGUGCCUACGCCUAACCCUUGUCUUAAGGAAAACAAAGGACGUUAGUUAGGAGAUUUUUUUUUUUUUUUUAAUGUAUUAGGAAAUUAGCAACAAGGAUGCCUUUGAUCUUUUUUUUUAAGCUUUUUUGCAUAUGUUUUGUAAGCAACAAAUUUUUUGUAUAAAAGUCUCAUGUCUCUUGCUAUUUCUGCUGAUUCUAGAGCUGAGCGUUGCAUUUCACGAUCAACAGAUUAUUAAAAGUGUAUUGAAAAGA